Molecule: messenger RNA, 2941 nt
Organism: Sycon ciliatum
Lineage: Eukaryota; Metazoa; Porifera; Calcarea; Leucosolenida; Sycettidae
Product: piggyBac transposable element-derived protein 4-like
Exons: 1
Coding region: 1388-2941 (517 amino acids)
Source: RefSeq, a predicted model, not a curated record
CCCCCCCCCCCCUGACUUAAUUCACAUCAGCCUUGCAGUUGAAAAAGUUCAAAGUGAAAACAUGAAUAGCUCAAGGCUAUACAAACCAAACAACCAUGGUCAAUUUCUACAACGACAUACGUGUGCUACCAGAGGGGAAGAAGGCGAUCCAUAUUUGCAGGAGGUUUUUUCUGUUUUCAGGCAGUUCACUUCCCCGACUGAUCCUUCGAAUUUUUUAAAAGUUCUCUGGAUUCUUUGAAAACGUAUCACUUUCUUUGACUGUGGUUGGUUCCCUGAGGGGUGGAAAAGAAGAUCCUAGUGGCGUGGCAUGUGUUGUAAGCUGCCUUUGUGGUGAUAAACUUGUCAGCGCCAUCUAGGGUCGGCCUGGUCCCAUAGCUCAGAUGGCUAGAGCAUUGCUCGUGACAAGCAAGGUCCCGGGUUCGUGUCCUGGUGGGUUUGCAUUUUCCUCCCUUUCCAGGUAGUUAACUUACCCGACUGAUCCGUUGUAUUUUGAAUGAUGAUUAUUACCCUAUUAGGUGAAGAGUGUAUACCAUGUAGAGGGUAUACCAUGUAGAGGGUAUACCAUGUGGAGUUGUGGAGUUGUGGAGUGUAUACCAUGUGGAGUGUAUACCAUGUGGAGUUGUGGAGUUGUGGAGUUCACAGGCAUAAAAACAUUUCUCAAGAAACAAAACGGUGUUGCAAAGUCUGUGGACUGUUCUUGUAGUCACGCAACAAUCACGAAGUCUUUGAUUACAUUUAGGGCAUUCAUUCAAGCAGCAUCCAACAGAAAGAGAGUAUGACUGUACCGGACCCGUCAUAUUGAAAUUAGAACCAGGUUGUUAAAUACAAUGACACAUUGGCGUAGCUGGAUUGAGUGAAGUGGUAUAGCUGGAUGGAGUGAAGUGGUAUAGCUGGAUGGAGUGAAGUUGUAUAGCUGGAUGGAGUGAAGUGGUAUAGCUGGAUGGAGUGAAGUGGUAUAGCUGGAUGGAGUGAAGUGGUAUAGCUGGAUUGAGUGAAGUGGUAUAGCUGGAUGGAGUGAAGUGGUAUAGCUGGAUUGAGUGAAGUGGUAUAGCUGGAUGGAGUGAAGUGGUAUAGAUGGAUGGAGUGAAGUGGUAUAGCUGGAUGGAGUGAAGUGGUAUAGAUGGACUAUGUAGUAGGCCAUGUGUGGACGUGGAAACAUGUUUUUUAAAUCGUCCACGUUAGAGCGGUCCUUCAUUUCGACCAGACACACCUCCUGCGUGGAUGUUUAACCCUUUAGAGUUUCACACAUACAUGAACCGGUCGAAAACGACCGGUUCGACUGACGUACUUAGAACUAUGCGGGAUGCGUACUCGCUGGUGCUACGAAGCUGCCGCUAUGGCCAAGUCUGCCUGACACCUCCGCGUUCCGCUUGAGUGCACACAUGGCAUGGGUUUACAUUUGAUUUUUUUUGUACUGGGCCACAGGAAGUGUUCGAAAGCUUCCGCCAUGGCGCACAAGAAUUUAUCUGUUGACGAAGCGCUUGCCGCUGUGUUUUCUCAUUCUGGAUCGGCCGCGCACGAUGAAGACUCUGAUGGCGAGUCGUCAGGUGGCCUGCCAUCAAGCGAAGAGUCAGAGCUAGACGAUGCUCUCAUCUACGACCAUCCAGUUGAAGAUUUGGUCUCUGACGGCAGCGCUGAUGAUGGCGAAGAAGAAGCUUCAGAAGAACCGCUUUCAGCUGGCUUGUCACGCUCCUCAGCUGACUCGAGUGACACAUCAGCUGAUUCCAGUGAAGAGGACGAGGCGCGCCCGCGACGCGAGAGCAGAGCUCCCACACGGCAGAGAGGACAAACUCGAGCUCCGCGUGCUCCUCGUGGCGGAGUUCGCGGAGUUCGCGCUGCAGGCGGCGGACGUGGAAGAGUUGUGCGCGGAGGUGCCGCAACCGCUCCUGUGCAGGGCGAAGACAAUGUCGGCGACUGGGAUAGUGAUGAUGAGUGUCCUGACCAGCCUGAGUUUCGUCCUGCCCGUGAACCUGGCUGCCAUUUCCCAGCUGAUUUUGCGCCUGUGAAGGAGUUGGAUUUCUUUCAACUUUUUUUCACACUUGGCAUCGUUCAAGCUAUUGUGGAGUUUACUAAUGAUAAUGCUGGUAUACACAUCCUGGAAAAACCAUCCUAUCAAGAUGACCAUGGCGCUUGGAAGCCCACGGACACAGCGGAAAUUUAUGCUCUACUUGGCCUGACAAUUUACAUGGGUAUUGCUCGACUGCCACAUCUAUCUCACUACUGGAGCACAUCUACUCUCUUUCAUGGGCUGUGGGCACGGCAUAUGAUCCCGACCUUUAUUCGCUACAAAGCUCUGCUGUGUUUCCUCCACAUUGUCGACCCCACUACUGAGGAUGCGGCUGACAAGCUACGGAAAGUCCGCUUGGUGAAUGAUCAUUUCCAGCAGAAGUGCCGGGAACUUUUUCAGCCUUUCCAAAGUAUUGCGAUCGAUGAACGGAUGGUCAAGUCAAAAGCACGCUUCGCAUUCAAGCAGUACAUCUCAAACAAGCCUGUUCGCUUUGGAUUCAAAGUGUUUGCCCUUUGCGACAGUGCCCUGCACUAUCUUUAUAACUUCAAAAUCUACACUGGCCGUGAACAUGCCGGCCAAGUGGAUCAUGGCUUGGCACAUAAUAUUGUUACAGAACUCCUUCAACCUCUGUCUGGCCAGGGAUAUAAGUUAUACACUGACAAUUUCUACACUUCUCCUCACCUGUUCUCUGACCUCUUUGAAAAUCACAAAACUGCUGCUGCUGGAACCUGUCAGGUCAAUCGACGGGGCUUCCCUGCUGUCCUCAAAAAUACGAAAACGUUUCAGCGUAGAGCUGAAAGAGGGAAAAUGCGGUUUGUACGCGGUGGAGACCUCCUUCACCUACAAUGGAUGGACAAACGUCCGGUGACAGUCAUAUCCACUAUGCACAGCGCUGCUGACUAUGUCAAUAUCCACUAUGCACAGCGCUGCUGA